Messenger RNA from Cylindrotheca closterium, 1176 nucleotides. Lineage: Eukaryota; Bacillariophyta; Bacillariophyceae; Bacillariales; Bacillariaceae. The record is from the annotation of a GenBank genome assembly.
AUGCUGUCAGGGCUAAUUGACAUGCUUAGUCAUUUCAAUGCAGAGAGCGCUUCCAAAUCUGAUGCCCUUUCAAGUACUACUAUUCCAGGUUCUUCUCUGUUCAAAAGCUCUGAUUUCUCGGACCUUUAUCAAGGAGAAGACUGGAACUUGGACUCUUUGGAGGAAGCGGCGGAACCAUCCACUCCUCCUACUCCUAUCUUGCAAAGCCAGGAGCACAUUCCCAAGCUUUUUCAAAGUUUGGAUUGGGACGCCAACACUUCUUCUGUGGAUGAUGCCGCUAUUGCGCAAGCCGUAGCCAUGCAGCAUUCUUUUGAAGAGGCCAUUGCACCUACUAAUACUCCCAAGCCUGUCCCUUUUGCAGAUGCUUUCAAGAGUCAAGAUUGGACCAUUGGAACUCUAUCUGAGGAUGAUCAAGUUCCGAUUCACACCUCCAUGAUGGACCAGACGCCAAUCCCGGAAACCAAACCAUCCUACAAGGCUCCCAAGAAUGAUCUCUUUACCAGCCGUGAUUGGCUGGCUACGGAAUUUCUUGGAACUCAUCAGGAAGUUUCCAUUUCUCCGGCCAUGUUCCAAUUGGAAGAACCUACUACUACUACCACUACUACUACCGCACCUACCAAGACUACCACCCCUGCACCCUUUGCUGCCGCUGCUCCAACCAACUGGGAAUCCAUGUUUAUUGGUCAGCUCCAGGCCGCUCCAGUUGCUCCUGCACCCACUCCUACUGCCACUAUCACCUCCAAUACUUCCGCUCGAAAGCGCAAACGCAAGAAGCGCCCCAAGUUGGUCCCCGAACACAAGACUUAUGUGAUCAUUUCCCAGCAUGACGUUUUGCUUGGACGUGGUGGAAAAUCCAACCACCACCCAGGAAACAAGCGUUACCGCGAGGAAGUGGAAAACUUUCGUCCUCUGUAUGCAUCUUUGACUACGGAUGAGGAAAAGACUUCUAUGAGUCAAGCCCUUGUCGAUGUCAUGGAACAAAUGGGAGGCCGCUUUUUGGAGGAAGACAAGAGGAAGGAUGACAAUGGCAAAAAUGUCAGUCAUGGAUGGUACGUCGUGCCCAACAUUGUCGCUCGCCGCAAGGCUAGUCAAGCCCUCCGUGAAGUCAAUGAUCCGGAGAAGCGACGAGCCAAGCGGGCACGGCAUUUGGCCAAGAAGGCAAAGAUGGGACUUUAA